Molecule: messenger RNA, 3160 nt
Organism: Mizuhopecten yessoensis (Yesso scallop)
Lineage: Eukaryota; Metazoa; Mollusca; Bivalvia; Pectinida; Pectinidae
Product: ceramide glucosyltransferase-like
Exons: 9
Coding region: 40-1218 (392 amino acids)
Biological process (GO): glucosylceramide biosynthetic process
Cellular component (GO): membrane
Molecular function (GO): ceramide glucosyltransferase activity
Source: RefSeq, a predicted model, not a curated record
AUUGCUUGUUCCUGUUCGAUUCAGUCGAGGCAUGAUGUUAUGAUGUCUAUAGCAGAAACUUUUGUAUUUAUCAUCGCUAUAGCUGUAGUUCUGGGAUGGUUGUUUGUACUUUUAAUGCAUACAGUUGCCCUGAUCUAUGGAUGUUAUCUUAUGCACCGCCCUGUGCCUCCGCCCGACCCAGAGAACCUCCAUGGGGUGUCCAUCCUUAAGCCUCUCACAGGAGUUGAUCCUAACCUCUACAAAAAUUUAGAAACAUUCUUCAAUCAAAAGUAUCCUGCAUAUGAACUUCUUUUUUCGGUCCAAGAUGAAAAUGAUCCUGCUAUUAUGGUGGUUCAAAGUCUAAUUCAAAAAUAUCCAAAAGUUGAUGCCAAAUUAUUCAUAGGUCUUCGAUACGUUGGUCCUAAUGGGAAAAUUAACAACAUGGUUAGAGGGUACGAGGCUGCUAAGUACGACUGGAUCGUCAUCUCAGACAGUGGUAUCUACAUGCGUCCGGACACCUUGCUGGACAUGGUGAGCUAUAUGAAGGCAGACGUGGGACUUGUGUUACAGAUGCCGUACACAGCUCAUAGAAAAUAUGGAUUUGCCUCCGUAUAUGAGCAAGUAUAUUUCGGUACAUUUCAAGCGAGAAACAGUCUGGGCGCCAAUGCUAUUGGGAUAAACUGUUCCACAGGCAUGAGCUGUUUAUUUCGUAAAGAACUCCUAGAAAAUGUCGGAGGUCUUCAGGCCUUUGCAAAGUACCUGGCAGAGGAUUUCUUCAUUUGUAAAGAAAUUGUUAAACAAAAAUACAAAACUGUGUUAUGCAGUCAGCCAGCGAUGCAGAACUCGGGGAACUGCACAGUAGAACAUUUUCACAAACGCCUAAUUAGGUGGUCACAGCUACGGGGAGCCAUGCUACCCCAUCUCAUAAUACUGGAGCCCAUAUCGGAGUGUAUGUUAAUGGGUGUGCUCAUAUCUUGGGCGUUGGACUUUCUGUUCAAUGUCAGUCCCAUGACCGUCUUCCUCCUGCACACUCUGAUGUGGUUUCUCAGCGACUACUGUCUACUCAGGAUAGUAGAGAAUGGACCACUGCCAUUUUCCAAAUUUGAAUUUUUCGUGGCGUGGAUUACAAGAGAAUCACUUGCGUUCUGGUUAUCCCUUAGGAGUCAUAAAAACAACGUUAUUCAGUGGAGACAUAAACGUUACAAAGUGCACUGGGGUGGGGCUGUUUCUGAGAUUUGAGUUCGUAAUGUCAUAUAUCAUCAUCAUCAUCAUCACCAUCAUCAUCAUCAUCACUUCAUUGAACCAUUGAGGCCAGUCUUCGCCAUUUCUGGAGUGCUUCAUCAUGACCAACACUUGUAACAGGAGGAGACUUUUGGGAUUUUAAUCAGAUUCUGUGUCAUUGUUUGGAUGUUUAAAUCGACAGUUUUAACACUUUUAUAAAGUUCUUUUUUAUCAACUAUCGAAACAUCGUCGGUACAUGUAGACAGGCUUGACUUCUGAAGAAGUUGCCUGUUUAUAUAAGCUUGACUUUGGAAUAAAAUCAACGAUUUAACAGCAUUGACAAAAGGCCAAAGUCAAGUUAUUGUCAACAUCGUACACCCGAACUUACUUUUCAAUUAACACUAAUGUAUCCUGUGUAUCAGAUUUUUAACGAAAAUACAUUGAAAAAAAUUGAGAACACUUGCAAACUUAAAUUAAGUGCAUGAAGAAAUUAAUGAUGUUUGUUUUUUUAAAUGUCACUCAGGAUCUGGUUCUAUCUCUGAAUGUUGGUUAAAAUUGUUUUCACUCCAAAACUUUCCUUUGGAAUAGUACUGUUAUUUGAUAUUGCACAUUUCGUGCCAUAUUUGUAAUGUUGAAUUUGCAUGUGUUUAGUUUUCUUUCUUUUUUUCCCCAAAGCAUUAUUGUUUUCUUGAAUAUACUUUUAAGAUCUAUAUUUUUUUCAAUGAUUUAUUAUUGAAGGUUAAGAUGAUGAAUUAUGUAUACAAUAUUACUCAAGAAAUUAGUGACUCUGUAUAAAUAAACACUUUGGCAUUAUAUUUAAAAUGAUUGGAAAAUAGUUUUUGAGAUAUAGAAAAAUCUCACUUUUUGUAAGCAGAAGAUUUCAAUAAUACUCAGAAUUACAAAUCUGGAAUAAAACUGCCAAAAGAUAAUUAAAUGAAUAAUAAAUCUAGAAAAUGAAUGUUUGCAAAUCAUGUACAUAUGUAGGUAAUGCAUCAAAUGUUAAUGUAUUACUGUGGACCGAAGGACCAAGGGAGGCAACUUCAAUGCAGGAUCCCAGAAACAGUGCUAUAGCUGUAGAGGCUAAAUCAUAGAGAAUUGUUUGUUUGAAUUAUGUUUGCUACCAAUCUCCCUGUCUGAUUCUGUUGGUGAGGACCCAGCAGAGAUAUGACGACAGUGUAAUGAUCAAUGAUCAAUGCAAUACUUCAGGACAGUUUCAGCAAAUGACUGAUUUUCCAUGCAUAUCGCUUGGAUUCAAAGUUAAUGUGUUUUAAUAUAACCGCGAGUAUAUUUUUUGAUGAAAUUUGAUAUUUUUUCUUCUGCUAAGGUACCAACAAAUUACAAAAAUGAAAUACAGGAUUUAGCAGUUAUUACCUGGUAAUACUCGUUUCAAAGUGAACUAUUCAUGAACUAUUAGAUUUUUUUCCCCAAGGUUUUUGAGUUAAUUUAGACAAAAUUAUUUGCAAACUAUGGUAAUUUGGUAUAAAUAAACAUUAAUCAAGUAAAACUUUGUCAGAGUACACCUGCUGAAGUUGUAAUGUUUUUACUGAUUAUGUUGAUAUUGUGGCUAUGUCACCAUUUGCUGGCUCUGUCCUUAUACUUGUCCUCUGAUGUAUAAUUAGACAUUUAUGUACCAUGUGUACAUGUAUGUCCUAUCCCCUGUCUCGUCUAACCCAUAAUAUUGUACCCAGUUUUCUCCCCACUUCCAUAUAAUUUAAAACUUGUUUGUUGUUGGUAAGAUAACUGUCUGAACGGGAUUGCUUGGAUGGUACAGGUUUUUGGUAUGCUUUUUGACUAUUUGAUCAAUUUCUAUGCAACAUACUUUGAUUUUGUUACAGGUUUUUGGUUUACUUUUGAACUAUUUGAUCAAUUGCUAUGCAACAUACUUUAAUUUUGUCUUUUAAGUUUAUCUAAAAAUGGUUAUAGAAUCACUGAAAAAAAAUGCAGAAAUAUUUUUAAGAUA